CUUCGACGGCAUCCGGAGAAGGUCGUAAGUAAUCUUCAAACAUCAGCUUCGUUUAUUUUCUAAAUCGAAAGAAAACUCAUUUGACAAUGGACGUAGUCCUCAAAGAAAGUGAGGUUCGAUCCGCGGAGGAUCCGGAGGCUGAGGUUGGUGAAGUUCCUCGGGAUGAGGUUCUUGAGGAGCCAUUGGCUGAACAGCCGAAUCCUCCUAGCGUGGCUGCUGCUCUAGAACUUGAGACUACCGAGCGCAUCGAGUCUUCCGAUGAGGAAAAGUUCACCAGUGACGAAGACACUACCGAGGCUAAGGAGACGGCCGAAUCAGAGAAAAAACCAGAAAAAGCCGUGGCUAAAGAUUCAGAUAAGAAAGACGAUGAGAGCCAAGAGCUGGAUGAUUCUAUCUUUCGUGGACACCUAAACGAUGCUGGUGGCAACACCGAUGAUGAGAUCGAAAAAGCAUUCGCAAAUAGCAAUUCGAACUCGGAUGAUGAGAUUGAUAAGGAAUUGGCUGCGGAGGAGCAUGAGUUGGACAAGCCUCUUUCUGACUAUAGCGACAUUGAGAAUGAAAUUGAAAAUGCUUUGAAGGAGAAACCAUCAUGCAGCAAGAAGGCCGAUGGCAAGGCCAAGAUCUCUUCGAAACCGAUGACUCGCAAGCAGGCACUGCGUUGCGCCACUCCGCUGUCGGAGUUGCUAUCGAAUGUUGAUACCGAAUCUGUUGGGGCUCCCAAGGAGAAUUCACGUGGCGGACCAGGCGGUAGACGUGCAUCAGUUACCGGCGAAUCGUGGACUGAGGAAAAUGCCCGAUCUUCGGACUCAAGCGCAGGCGCAUCGACCAGUGGUAAGAAAGCCACCAAACGUGCCGCUUCCGAGGGCAUGGACUCUCUAUUAGAACAUCUGGAACUCAAAAUUAAAAAGCCCAAAACAUCGGCUGACGACGAGAGCGAUGACAAGGAGGAGUAAUCACGUGGUGGACCGAGUGCUGCAGCCACAGAUCUUUUCGCAAAAACAACAACAAAUUGCUAUAAAUUUGACGCUGUAAACUUUGUGCCUUCGAUUUAUUCACUAAUCCAUAUAUUAUACACAACAUUUAAUAUUAACAUUUUAAAUACUCAAACUACCAUGUGCGCUACAAAAAAAUCCAACCAAAACCAAAAACUGUAAACCAAAAAUCACACACAAAAAUCACAUACACAAAUCAUAAUCACAAUCAUAUGCAUUCACAUACACACACACAAAAUUCGCAUAAGACACACACAUAAAAAUCACAAUCAUACACAUUCCCAUUCACACACACAAA
Messenger RNA from Drosophila bipectinata, 1290 nucleotides. The record is from RefSeq and is a predicted model, not a curated record. Lineage: Eukaryota; Metazoa; Arthropoda; Insecta; Diptera; Drosophilidae.